AUGCUUCAACAUUCGUCCUCUGCCAUCCGGCCCUUCCGCAACGACACAAGUUCAUCCUCCCCCGACGAAUCAUCACUCAGCUCCGAGCGUGUACCUUUUUUGACGCAGGAACAGACCUUUAUUAACUGCCCCAAUCUCGAAGAUGGCUCCUUCUCAGAUCCCGCCAGCGCCACUACCGCCGUCAGACCCGAUUCCCUCAAAGGGCCCACAGUCACCUGCCUUGAAACCUCGACUUCUAUCGAUCAUCGUAGCUCCAAUUUCUCGUCCAGAUGGCGUUGGACGCAGACCCUUCCGGCCUUGAACCAUUUGUUGGGUGGGAGUCGUACGGUGGUGCAUAAGGGGCACGUUGUCGAAAGAGGCUCAUUACACAAAUCCAUCCCGACCACACCGCUGAGGAGAGUGCUACGCCUCCUGGCCCUGACGCUGAUGCUAUUAGGAAUCCUGGAGUUCAUUGCUCUGGCAUGCGGCCUCUUCCUGUCCUUCUUCCCCGACGAUGCAGACGACGAAUUUGACGCAUGGAACCCUUCCCAGCGCACCUCCCGCGAAACGGGACAUUGGCCAACCGAUUUCUCCGCCGACAUUCAUCCCGUGGCCUGCCACUCGCACAAUGACUACUGGCGGAAAGAACCCCUGUUUUCGGCUCUCGAGGCCGGCUGCACAGGAGUCGAGGCGGAUGUGUGGCUAUACGACCAAGACUUAUAUGUCGGACAUUCCACAGCUUCCCUGACACCUGAACGAACGCUCCGCACCUUGUACAUCAACCCAUUGCUGAAAAUUCUAGAUCAACAAAAUCCUCAUACAUCCUUCCAUCCCUCGCUGGACAACCCCCGAAAUGGCGUCUUUGACACAAAACCCUCUCAAUCCCUGGUACUUUUGAUAGAUUUUAAGAACGAGGGCCAUAGGAUCUGGCCACAUGUCUCGGCACAGCUCCAACCUCUGCGAGAGAGGAAGUUCCUCAGUUACUUCAACGGCACCAGCUUCGUCGAGGGACCCAUCACUGUUGUGGUCACAGGCAAUGCACCCUGGGACGAGGUUGUGGCAAACUCAACAUAUCGCGACAUGUUCUUUGACGCACCUCUUGGCUUGAUGGGAAAGUUGGCUGACGACAGCGACGCUCCUGAGGCUGCCAUGGACACUCCAGGCGAUGCGCUAGAAGUGCGCUGGAGUCAAAACCAAGGUCAAGGCCGUUCUGGUGCCGCGCCUGCAGAUCCGACAAUCUAUUCCCAAGCCAACUCUUACUACGCCUCCGUCUCCUUUAAUUCGGCCAUUGGCUGGCCCUGGCGUGGCACCCUUUCUCGCCGUCAGCUCGAAAUGAUGCGCAAGCAGAUCGCGGGAGCUCACGCACGCGGACUCAAAGUCAGGUACUGGAGCGUGCCCAGCUGGCCGAGAGGAAUGAGAAAUUAUCUCUGGCGGACAAUGGUGAAGGAAGGGGUGGAUUAUUUGAACGUGGACGAUUUGAAAUCGGCCACCUCGGGUGAUUGGAAUUGGGACAAAAAAGGCCCUUGGUUCAGUGGGCCGUGGAAGUUUUGGCCAUCCCAGACCGCUGCAUAA
Molecule: messenger RNA, 1551 nt
Organism: Cladophialophora bantiana CBS 173.52
Lineage: Eukaryota; Fungi; Ascomycota; Eurotiomycetes; Chaetothyriales; Herpotrichiellaceae
Exons: 2
Coding region: 1-1551 (516 amino acids)
Biological process (GO): lipid metabolic process
Molecular function (GO): phosphoric diester hydrolase activity
Source: RefSeq, a predicted model, not a curated record